Molecule: messenger RNA, 2286 nt
Organism: Lactuca sativa (garden lettuce)
Lineage: Eukaryota; Viridiplantae; Streptophyta; Magnoliopsida; Asterales; Asteraceae
Product: alpha-1,6-mannosyl-glycoprotein 2-beta-N-acetylglucosaminyltransferase
Source: RefSeq, a predicted model, not a curated record
AUACAAAAUAGUUGGUACUGCCAUUUUUUCUGUGCAUUCGAGAGGAGAUCAUAAUCACCGCCCCGACUACCUUUCCUUUCGCUCAUUUGCCUCUCAUUCUGUAGUUUCUUCACAAUCAUUACCCACCACUCCACCAGAAUUGCACUGUGAUUCUUACCUUCAUCUGCAUCACCAAACAUGAACAACUCUGAGAGUCCCCAAGACAUGGUUCCUCCAGUUGAAGGCGUUGCUGGAGGUGGGACAGCAUAUGGAUGGGGUGAUGGUAGCUUACAAAUACAGGAUCAAAGUCUAUUGAGAGGGACAAUUGAUCCUACCAGAGUUCCAUCUUCUGAAUUAGUACAUGUAUGGAGUAUGCCAAGCACUGCAAAUGUAGGACCUCAAGAAAUGCCUCGACCAUUAGAGCCUGUAUCUCUUUUAGCUGCAAGAAAUGAGAGGGAAAGCAUCCAAAUUGCUAUACGUCCUAAAGUUUCUUGGAGUGGAACCAAUAUUGCUGGGGUUGUACAGAUUCAAUGUACUGAUCUUUGUUCUACUUCUGGUGACAGGUUAGUCAUCGGUCAAUCAGUUACAUUGAGACGUGUGGUCCCUAUUUUGGGUGUUCCGGAUGCACUUGUACCAAUUGAAAUGCCAAUCUCACAGAUAAAUCUGCUUCCAGGAGAAACAUCUGCCAUUUGGGUUUCUGUUGAUGUUCCAAACACACAACCUCCUGGACAAUAUGAUGGAGAAUUUAUAGUUACUGCUACCAAAGCAGAUGCAGAAUAUGCAGCACAAUUUCUUGGUAAAUCUGAGAAACACCAACUAUACAGGGAACUCAAAAACUGUCUUGAUGUCAUUGAGCCAAUUGAUGGGAAAACAGUUGAAGAAGUGGUAGAAAGAGUAAAAUCUGCAAAUACAACUUUGAGAAGAGUUCUUCUAUCACCUUCAUUUUCUGAAUUCUUUUCAGAAAAUGGUCCCCUAGAUAUGAUGGAUGAAGAUGCAAACCUUUCAAUACGUUUGAAGCUAAGUUUGACUGUUUGGGACUUUGUUCUUCCGGAAACGCCCUCGCUUCCAGCUGUCAUUGGUAUAUCCGACACUGUAAUUGAAGAUCGUUUUGGUGUUAAACAUGGAAGUGCUGAAUGGUAUGAUGCAUUAGAACAACAUUUUAAGUGGCUUCUUCAGUAUAAAAUCAGUCCUUACUUCUGCAAAUGGGGUAACAGCAUGCGUGUUUUGACUUACACCUCUCCAUGGCCUGCUGAUCAUCCAAAAUCAGAUGAAUUUUUCUCAGAUCCUCGCCUUGCAGCUUAUGCUGUGCCAUAUAGUCCUGUAGUCCCUUGUGGGGAUUUGACAAAGGAUUAUCUGCAGAAGGAGGUUGAGAUUUUGAGAUCAAAAAGUCAUUGGAAGAAAGCCUACUUCUACCUAUGGGAUGAGCCACUGAAUGUGCAACAGUAUGAUGCUAUUCGCCACCAAGCUAGUGAGAUUCAUGCGUAUGCACCCGAUGCCCGUGUAUUGACUACAUACUACUCGGGUCCGAGUGAUGCCCCUCUUGCUCCAGACAACUUUCUCAAGGUACCAGGGUACCUACGCCCUCAUACACAAAUAUAUUGUACAAGUGAAUGGGUGAUUGGUAACCGGGAAGAGAUGGUGAAGGAUAUAAUUGCAGAGAUACAGCCAGAAAACAAUGAGGAAUGGUGGACAUACGUGUGCAUGGGACCACCUGACCCUCAUCCUAACUGGCACCUAGGUAUGCGGGGCACACAGCACCGUGCGGUGAUGUGGCGUGUAUGGAAAGAAGGUGGGACCGGGUUUCUGUACUGGGGUGCCAACUGUUACGACAAGGCAACUGUCGCCAGUGCCGAGAUCAAAUUCAGGCGGGGACUCCCUCCAGGUGAUGGAGUAUUGUUUUACCCUGGUGAAGUUUUCUCAUCCUCACAUGAACCGGUUGCUUCUCUUAGGCUAGAACGCCUUUUGAGUGGGUUACAGGACAUUGAGUAUCUGAAGCUGUAUAGUUCAAGAUACGGGCGGGAAGAAGGGGUUGGGAUUCUAGAAAAAACAGGGAUGUAUUUAGGGCCAGAGAGAUACACUCUUGAGCACACCCCAAUAGACAUGAUGCGGGGUGAGAUUUUCAGAACAUGUCGUUCUUUGUAGAGAAGAUAGUCAUCAAAAUUGUUUGUAGUCAUAUAAAUAAUAAAUGUGAAGAAUCAAAAUCACAGAAUAGUUGCAGGUCAUGUUGUUUUUGCUUAAGGCAUGACAUGCCAUAUAACACACAUGUUAAUUUUGAUACAUCUUAUAGAUCUUCAUAAGUCAACAUAA